Messenger RNA from Boeremia exigua, 1165 nucleotides. RefSeq lists its product as uncharacterized. Lineage: Eukaryota; Fungi; Ascomycota; Dothideomycetes; Pleosporales; Didymellaceae. Bases 408 to 1046 code for a protein of 212 amino acids. The record is from RefSeq and is a predicted model, not a curated record. The transcript has a single exon.
CUGCACGCACCACAGUCACAGGACAUGUUCGACGCGGCUCUCCCGUGAGCUGUGAUCUAGAGUACGAAUCAGGAACACAGCCACAAGUAUCUUAGCUACAAAGACAAGUCAGCCCAGUUUAAGGCCAAGUCUAUACUUCUACCCGGUCUGAGGAUGACGCGUGCCCCUACCUACUGCUGUAUCCGUCGAGGUAAGAUGGCUCCUGUGCAGCACGACCGCAGAUACAGACCUCAGCCACUGUCGGCCACUUACCAAAUCGACGUCAGCUCGUUGCACGCACGUCUUCUAUCUUCCAAAUCGCUCCGCGGCACCAUAACAACAUGACAGUAUAAGAGGCCGAACUUGCGGCGUCUUCAACAUGCACCAAACCCUCCACAUUCAGGAGACCCGAUCACACAAACGCAACAAUGCGUCUCCAAGUCCCUACCGCCGUUCUGGCUCUCUUGCCCCUCGCCAUCAGCGGCAAUUUUGAGAACCAGCUUAGCUUCGACGACCAGCUUAGCUUCGACGACCAGCUCAGCUUCAAAGACCCGUUCAGCACCCCCUCUCACGCCCUGGCGCUCCGCGCCGCAUCCCCCAUCGGAAACACAGCACUCAAUCCUGCAGAUCAGCCCGACCUGCUCGUCACCAACUUCGACGCAUUCAUGCCGUCGCCCGCGUACGCAACCAACUUCUCCCGCGCCGCGUUCAACGUCCGGCUCAUGCACCAGGACCUGCAGAAACGCUGGACGAUGCGGUGUUUCGCGCACACGCGCAGUGCGCUGUGCGGUCUUGAUGCGUGGGGCAAGUGCGUGCCGCUCAAUGGAAAGCCGAUAGCGGGUGAAACGGUGAUGUUUAGGCUGGGAGAUGACUUGUCAAGGCUUGAUAUCUGGCGCAUGUUGGAUCGUGAGAAUGUGCAUAUGAGGAUGAUGGCUAGUGAGCCGGCGAAUUGGGUCAAGAAAGUAGAUGAGGAUGACUUUGAGGGCAACUUGACAGUGAGUGAAAUGGGCAGCUGGUACAAAAGGCCUGAGGGGUGGAAGUUCAUCUGGAGACAGGCUGUGGGCUGAGAGAAAGAAGAAAAAACCAGGAACAUAAGAUAGAAAGGGAUAGAGGGUAUACUGUGUGCUGCGCAUAACGCAGAUGCCAACGGCGUUGGAGUUUGGGCACAAUCCGGUUGACUGUACAA